Molecule: messenger RNA, 240 nt
Organism: Aphanomyces invadans
Lineage: Eukaryota; Oomycota; Saprolegniomycetes; Saprolegniales; Verrucalvaceae
Exons: 1
Coding region: 1-240 (79 amino acids)
Source: RefSeq, a predicted model, not a curated record
AUGGGCUGCAAACAAGCGAAGCGCAAAGCUAGCGAAGUGUCAACGACGGACCUCAAGCUUCAAGACCUUGUGCGAACGCAGAACGAGAAGAACAAGCUCUUUGCUGAUUUCAUGCUGCUUCAAAUGCUUCAGAAGUCGACAUCGCCUGAGGAUGAGGCCAUGCUGUCAAAAAUGAAGGAAGACUACCUUGCAAAGAGAAGUCGUAGUACGCGUGCAUACGAAGACGAAGAGGUAGUCUAA